Molecule: messenger RNA, 1208 nt
Organism: Leptosomus discolor (cuckoo roller)
Lineage: Eukaryota; Metazoa; Chordata; Aves; Leptosomiformes; Leptosomidae
Source: RefSeq, a predicted model, not a curated record
GUUGUGGAACUGGAAAGUAUCUCAGUGUCAACAGUCAGGUGUAUAAUCUUGGCUGUGAUUACUGCGGACCAUUGGUAGAGAUUGCAAGGAAGAAAGAUGAUGAAGUUCUGGUAUGUGACAACCUUAACCUUCCCUUUAGGGACCAGUGCUUCAAUGCAGUCAUUUCCAUUGGAGUGAUCCAUCAUUUCUCAACUAAACAAAGAAGAGUCAAAGCAGUAAAGGAAAUGGCAAGGGUAUUGAUACCCGGAGGCCAGAUGAUGAUUUACGUGUGGGCUAUGGAACAAAAGAACCGUCGCUUUGAGAAACAAGACGUAUUUGUUCCUUGGAACAAGGCCUUGUGCUCACGGCAUUUUUCAGAAUCGACUCAAUCUGGAGAUAAGGGUGAGUUUGCACAUGGUGUAAAAAGCCAAGACAUACACCCUGCUCAGCUAGUCAUCUCUGAUUGCAGCUACCAAACCAACCUGCAGCCAGAAACUGAUUCAAAACAUUCCCACAAUACGGACCAUUGUUUAUCUAGAGCCUGCUGCAUGAAAAUUUCUGAAGAAAACAGAUUUUACAGUGCUCUAGGAAAAUCUUUCCGCUCAUGGUUUUUCUCCAGAUCCCUUGAUGAAUCAGCCCUGAGAAAGCAAACUGACAAAAUGAAGCCUCUGAAGAAUGAAGGAGAAUGGGCAAACAGUGCUGUACCCGUUCAGCAUUCACGACACUGCAGUUUGGAUUUAGGUCACCAUGGGGCACUGUUAAAAGACCAAAGUUUAGAUGAUGAUGAUGUGUUCAUGGAAAGCCUGCCUCUCAAAAAACCACAGUGGUCACCAGCCACAGAUGCACUGAAGCAUUUAAGUUUAAAUGGAGGACACCAAAGCGUAGGGCAGAGCAAGACUGAAGAAGCUUCAUUUGUGAAUGGCCCAGUGGAAGACAGGGACUACAGCUGCGGUUGUAACAAAGAUGGUGCUGGUAAGUCUAAUGCCAGCAAAUUUUUCAAAAGAACUUCAACAACUGACUCCACUGACUCUGCUUUGGAUUCAGCAGUGUCUGUUGGGGACCAAACUGAUGCCAUGUUGGAUACAAAAGCCUUCAUGCGUUAUUAUCAUGUUUUUCGAGAAGGGGAGCUGUGCUCUCUGGUAGAAGAGAACAUACCUGAGCUUCAGAUACUUUCUUCCUGCUAUGACCAUGGAAACUGGUGCAUUAUUGCAGAGAAAAGAGGAACAUAG